Molecule: messenger RNA, 2458 nt
Organism: Abrus precatorius (Indian licorice)
Lineage: Eukaryota; Viridiplantae; Streptophyta; Magnoliopsida; Fabales; Fabaceae
Exons: 12
Coding region: 513-2390 (625 amino acids)
Source: RefSeq, a predicted model, not a curated record
AGCUGUAUUGUGUAUAUUUUUCUAUUCAGCCACUAAGUAUUUUUCUACUUGACUAAUGGUGACCUUGGAUCUGUAGAGGCUUUUAUAGUGAGGUUUGUUAGCAUUUGGUAAACGUUUUGACAUUUCUACGCUAGUCUACCAUUGCUGCUUCAACUAAUGCAAAAGGACACCCUUUACAAAAAGGCUAUGAGCAUAGCACAAAAUAAUUAGCACAAGGGUGUCAUCAAAAGAGAAAGCUCAUUGGUCAAAAGGCUAAUCUUCUCUCCACAUUCAUGGGUUUGGUUUUAUGCACACCAUUAUAGUUCUAUUUAUGUCUAAACCAUAUUAGCAGCAAGCAAAUGAUCCCCUUUGUGGGUAAGGAAAUUUUUUUCUGCUGAAAUGCCGCAAGUCAAAUCAAGUCAAGUCUUGGAAUCUAGUUUGUAGACUCUCUUGGCUAAUUUGGUAUCUGGGCUAUAUAGUGUCUCUGGCUCGUUACAUUAUUCAAGUGUUCUCUUUUAGAGCUCUUGCUUGUUAUGUUCCCUGGCAUGGGGCUUGAAGGGUUGGUUCCAAAGCACAAGCGUUCAAAGAGCUUUCCUGAUAAGAAAAAAGUUGAGGACGAUAAUUACCUGGAGGCCUCAGAUCAAACAAAGCUGGAUACAGGGUACCUCACGGAAUGUGGUAAACAUAGGAAAUAUCAAACCCCUACAAAUGAUGUUCAACAUACUCUGAAGCAAGAGAUUCUACAAUUAGAAAAAAGACUACAAGACCAAUUUAAGGUCAGGUGCACGUUAGAAAAGGCACUUGGAUAUAGACCUACAUCUCUUGUUAAUUCAUACGACAUGAUACUGCCCAAGCCAACCACCGAAUUAAUUAAAGAAAUUGCAGUCUUAGAGUUAGAAGUUGUGUAUUUGGAACAACAUCUUCUCUCCUUGUAUCGUAAAGCAUUUGAUCAACAAUUACCCUCUGUAGCAUUAUCUCCAUCCACCAAGGAGGAAAAAGUAAAGUCUCCUCUGACAACACCUAGAGCUAGAUUCAUUGAAGUUUCUAAGCCUGAGUUCUUGACCCAAAGAGGAUGCUCUGCAGUACAAUCUAUUGAUCAUGAGCCUGAUACUCUGCAAAAGGAAAAUAAUGGAUGCGAACUUGAGACUGUUGGGAAAGAAUACAAUUUACAUCAGCCAGAAGGAAAGCAUUUAGACUCUGGUGUAUAUCGUUGCCACUCCUCAUUAUCCAGUUCAACAUUUACAGCAAGAGUAUCUCCUACGGCAGAAGUAUUAACUGAAUCUCUGCGUGCCUGUCAUUCCCAACCAUUGUCCAUGAUGGAGUAUGCCCAAAAUGUUGAUGCGUCAUCAAGAAUAAUCAGUCUGGCAGAACAUCUUGGUACCCGUAUAUCUGAUCAUAUUCCAGAUACACCUAACAGGCUUUCUGAGGAUAUGGUCAAGUGUAUAUCAGCUAUAUAUUGCAAAAUUGCAGAUCCACCUACCACAAAUCCUGGUCUGUCAUCUCCUAGUUCAUCAUUGUCAUCAACGAGUGCCUUUUCUAUUGGAGAGCAAGGAGACAUGUGGAGUCCAGGUUUCAAGAAUAAUUCCUCUUUUGAUGUAAGGUUAGACAAUCCUUUCCAUGUGGAAGGACUCAAGGAAUUUAGUGGGCCAUACAGCACUAUGGUUGAGGUAUCAUGGAUUUACCGAGAGAGUCAGAAAUUGGGUGAUACUGAGCGGUUGCUCCAGAACUUUAGGUCACUGAUUUGUCAAUUAGAAGAAGUUGAUCCUGGGAAGCUGAAACAGGAGGAGAAGUUGGCUUUCUGGAUCAACAUACACAAUGCUUUGGUGAUGCAUGCAUUUUUGGCUUAUGGAAUUCCACAAAACAGUGUGAAAAGAGUCUUUCUUUUGUUGAAGGCAGCGUAUAAUAUUGGGGGUCAUACAAUCAGUGCGGACACAAUACAGAGCACCAUACUUGGGUGCCGGAUGUCUCGCCCUGGACAGUGGUUCCGCUUGUUCUUUUCUCCAAGAACAAAAUUCAGAGCUGGUGAUGGACGACAAGCAUAUGCAAUCGAGCAUCCUGAGCCUCUUCUACACUUUGCACUCUGUUCAGGAAACCAUUCUGAUCCAGCAAUACGUGUAUAUACACCUAAAAGAGUGUUUCAAGAGCUAGAAGUUGCAAAGGAAGAGUACAUUCGAGCUACAUUUGGGGUGCGCAAGGACCAGAAAGUACUUUUACCCAAACUAGUAGAGUCAUUCGCGAAGGACUCGGGUUUGUGCUCUGCUGGUACCAUGGAGAUGAUCCAACAGUCUCUACCUGAAUCACUACAAAAGAGUGUUAAGAAAUGUAACCUUGCAAAAUCCCGGAAGAGCAUAGAAUGGAUUCCACACAACUUUUCUUUCCGAUAUCUCGUACCUAAGGAGCUUGUAAAAUAAGAAAAUAUGUUUGCUCUAUUAUGUAUUCUUUUGUACAAAGUUGACAGGGUAGCAGCAACAGCAAAAUA